GGCAUAGCCUGGUUUAUUAUUAGACAGACACAGCAGAACGACAGACGAAAAAGAGAAACUGCAAGAAACGCUAAAAAACAACACAGAAAAAGAGGAGAGAGAGAGAGAGAGAAAUGUGCAGCGCAGAGCCGAGGACGGAGGAAGAGAGAUGGUUUUGCCUUUGCAGAGGAAACUGGAAAGUGCGAAAUUCAUCACUCGAGUCAUGAGCUGCUUCUGCUGCUGCUCUACUUUGCUUUUUCUCGUCAAUUGGUAAUUGCUUCUUCUGAUUUGUCUCUGAAUCUUCUUCUAUCUUUUGAUAUGGCGGAAAUGUACGACCACCACACCCCCUCUUCACCCCCACCUCAUCCGCCGGCUCCUGCCACUGCUCCUCCUCGUCCUCCGUCCGUUGAAUCAGAUGAAAUCUCUCUAUUUCUCCAUCAUCUCCUUCAGUCUUCUUCCUCUCCCUGCGUUUCCUCCGACAGAGCCAAGCAAAUGCAUUUUUUUUCUCCUGCUCCUCUUCCACUUCCUCUUCCUCCUCCGCCUUUGUUCUCUUCGUCCUCGCAAACUACAUCCACCGCAAGAUUCUACGAUUCUCUGCCUGAAAGUCAUCUCCGACCAUGCGGAUCAGCUUUUCUCCCCAAUUCUGACUGCCGGGUCAGGGAUGGAAGCUCCACGGCUGAGUCCUCCGUCGCCGUCGGCUCUUCUUCCUUGAUCCUGUCUUCUUCUGGCCUUGAUUUGAAAGAGACCACAAGUACAACUUCCGCUGGAGCUGGUAGUGACCAUGAUGCCGCGGCGACGGCAUCGCUGAAGAGGAGAAAGGUCCCCACGGAUUAUGAUCUCGACGAUUAUGAUUGCGAUAGUGAGGAGGGUCUUGAGGCGCCUGAGACAGCGGCAAAGCCAGCUGCACCUCGUUCUUCUUCGAAGAGAAGCAGAGCUGCUGAAGUUCAUAAUUUGUCCGAAAAGAGGCGGCGGAGUAGGAUUAAUGAGAAAAUGAAAGCCUUGCAGAACCUAAUUCCCAAUUCUAACAAGACAGACAAGGCAUCAAUGUUGGAUGAAGCCAUUGAAUAUCUCAAGCAACUUCAGCUACAAGUUCAGAUGUUGUCAAUGAGAAACGGAUUGAGUUUACAUCCCAUGUACGUACCUGGAGUAUUGCAGUCUAUACAGAUGCCACAAAUGCAAAUGGGCUUUGGGGAUGGAGAGAGACCAAUGCAUAUGCCCAUGGGAACAGGCACACUGCCUGUGAACGAGGAAGCCUCAACACAAACUACAUUUGGUCUGUCCAGUCAACAUCCAACUCUGCAAAAACCAGUAGUCUUACCCAAUGUGACGAAUAUCACGAAUUCAGGAACCUCAUUUGGGAUGGAUUUACAUGUUCAGACACACCAUGGACCAUUUCAGCUCUCUUCUGCUUCUGAGGAAUUCUACAGGGAAGGCUUAUUGCAUCAACAACGGCUAGAUAUGAGGCAGUCUGUGAGGAACUCAUCAGAAAACAAGGAACCCAUGACAACAGCAACUCUGCCUUUUGAUGUACAAGCAUCAGUUAUGCUGGAACCCAACUCUGUGGAAGGUUGCAUUUUGCAGAGAGAAGGAUCAAAAGAUGUGCUCCCCGAGGAUGUAAAUAAUAGUCAGAUGCUCAUUCAACAUAUGCGUGGCUUACAGACUGGAAGAGAGGUGUCUGAGGAAAACGAGACAACCCCGGAUUACUGAAGUUGGCAUGUCAGACUCCAGACUCAUCGCUGAUAGAUUGGGUUUUGAUGUAUUGAAACUUAAACAGGAGGCAAUCUUCAUUGUGUUUUGCAAUGUUCAGUAUUUGUUCAUCAAUCAGAUAUUGUUUUUGUCUAACAUCAUGAGCAAUCUUACUCUUGCAUGAUUGGUUUUCCUCCAGCCUACAGACUGGAAGAGCUGUGUCUGGAAAACAAGACAACCCCGGAUUACUGAAGUUGGCAUGUCAACUCAUCACUGAUAGGUCGGGUUUUGAUGUAUUGUAACUUAAACGGGAAGCAAUCUUCACUGUGUUCCGCAAUGUUCAGUAUUUGGAUGCAAUGCCUCACAGAGUAGGGAUGGAACAAGAUUCAGUGCACAUCCCUCGGAGGUGCUCCAACAUUUUUCAGUAGAAUAGAUGAAAUAUAGGAUUGUUCAUAUGUA
This is a messenger RNA of Macadamia integrifolia, 2124 nucleotides long. Its product is annotated as transcription factor SPATULA-like. The transcript has 8 exons. The record is from RefSeq and is a predicted model, not a curated record. NCBI's taxonomy places the organism in Eukaryota, Viridiplantae, Streptophyta, Magnoliopsida, Proteales, Proteaceae. The coding region runs from base 298 to 1686 and encodes 462 amino acids. Gene Ontology annotation, cellular component: nucleus. Gene Ontology annotation, molecular function: protein dimerization activity.